Beta vulgaris subsp. vulgaris (sugar beet) is the source of this 851-nucleotide messenger RNA. RefSeq names its product cyclin-U1-1. NCBI's taxonomy places the organism in Eukaryota, Viridiplantae, Streptophyta, Magnoliopsida, Caryophyllales, Amaranthaceae. Gene Ontology annotation, molecular function: protein kinase binding. The transcript is spliced from 2 exons. Gene Ontology annotation, biological process: regulation of cyclin-dependent protein serine/threonine kinase activity. The coding region runs from base 120 to 755 and encodes 211 amino acids. The record is from RefSeq and is a predicted model, not a curated record.
AUCAUCCAAAUUAGAUAACACAAAUCCACAAAUGAGAACCCUCGACCACCAAAUAAUACCCCCGCCAAACUAAAUAUCUUAAAACAUAGUUGAGCCAAAAAAAAACGUAUGGCUCAAUAAUGCUAGCUACAACCGCAAGGCAAUACUAUGAGGGGCAGCAGCAGCCAGAAGCAGAGGCAAGCGAACCCGAAGCGACGACGCCAAGGGUGCUCCUCAUGUUGGCCGCAAUUCUAGAACGGCAAGUAGCUAGAAAUGAGCUAAUACUUGUAGAGCGCAGCACAAACAGCUUGAAUGAGGUGAUAAACUUGAAGGUGUUUAAUGGGGUGAGAGCACCAAAUAUAAGCAUAGCCAAGUACUUGGAUAGGCUAUACAAGUAUACAAAGUGUAGCCCAUCUUGUUUUGUGGUUGCUUAUGUGUACAUAGAUAGGUUGAUUCACAGGCAUCCUGAAUUGCUCCUAAUUUCCAUUAAUGUUCAUAGACUCGUCCUCACAAGUGUCAUGAUCGCCUGUAAGAUGCUUGAUGAUGUGCAAUACAACAAUGCCUUCUAUGCUAAAGUUGGAGGUAUAAGCAACACAGAACUAAACAGAUUGGAGCUGGAGUUACUUUUCUUAUUGGAUUUUGAAGUUGUGGUCAGUUCUCCGGUAUUUCAAAGCUAUUGUUGGUACCUUGAGAAGGAAGAUCGACGAAUAAACGCGACACUUAGAAUCGACCAGCCACUAGCAUUUGAUAUCAAAGAUGAUUUAAAUAGCAUUUGAUGAAAGGAAUCUACAUAUUUCUUCCUUUAAAUAGAUAAUUGAAGAAGGAACACAUUCUUUUAUACUUCUAUAUCAAAUUGGGUAUAAUCCUUAUGA